Molecule: messenger RNA, 955 nt
Organism: Sitophilus oryzae (rice weevil)
Lineage: Eukaryota; Metazoa; Arthropoda; Insecta; Coleoptera; Curculionidae
Gene: Dph5
Product: diphthine methyl ester synthase
Exons: 4
Coding region: 93-911 (272 amino acids)
Biological process (GO): protein histidyl modification to diphthamide
Molecular function (GO): diphthine synthase activity
Source: RefSeq, a predicted model, not a curated record
AAGAAGAAAGUAAGUCAUAAACCUUACAAUUUGCAAUGUUUCAGCAGAGGUUCGCUAAAAUACUUUAGAAAUAAUUUGUAAAAUUAGUAAUAAUGUUUUAUAUCGUGGGUUUAGGUUUAGGAGACUGUAAAGAUAUAACUGUAAAAGGUUUAGAAGCAGUAAAGAAAUGUGAACGAGUAUAUUUAGAAGCAUACACCUCAAUAUUAACAUGUGGUAAAGAAGCACUAGAAAAAUUUUAUGGAAGAGAAUUAAUUGUAGCUGAUAGAGAUUUAGUUGAACAAGAUGCAGAUGAGAUUUUAAGAGAUGCAAACAAAACAGAUGUUGCUUUAUUGGUAGUAGGAGACCCUUUUGGUGCUACAACACAUACUGAUCUAGUGCUAAGAGCAGAAGAAAAAGAAAUACCAGUUCAAGUUAUACACAAUACUUCAAUUUUAAAUGCAGUUGGAUGUUGUGGUUUGCAACUGUAUAGUUUUGGCGAGACAGUAUCAAUUCCAUAUUGGACUGAAAACUGGCAACCAGAUAGUUUUUAUGAUAAAAUUGAAAAGAACUUUUUAAAUAAUUGGCACACAUUGUGUCUAUUAGACAUUAAGGUUAAAGAGCCUACAUUAGAGAGUCUAACAAAGAAGAAAAAAGAAUAUAUGCAACCAAGGUUUAUGUCUGUUAGUGAAGCUUCCCAACAAUUACUAGACAUUAUUAAAAAGAGACAAGAGGGACAUAAAAAUACGAAUAUUACAGAUUCCAGUUUAGGAGUAGGUUUGGCUCGUAUUGGAUCAGAAAAUCAGAAGAUUAUAGUUUGCAGUUUGAAAGAUAUAUCAAAUUUUGAUUUAGGUGGUCCUUUACAUUCCUUGAUUAUUCCUGCUCCAGUGCUGCAUCCUCUAGAGGAAGAAUUCUUAAAAAAAUUUAAGAUAUGAUUAAUGUAGAUCAAUUUAUAUAAAAAAUAAAUACCAUUUGAUAU